AUGAAACAGAAUUUAGCUCUCAAUAUACCAACAGCGGCAACAAAAUUACUUAACCACCAACAUCAACUUCAAUACCAAUCCAUCAUAAAAAACAAGAGCGAACGUUUCGAAGAACGACGAUCAACUGCAACCAUUCAAGAACAGAAUCAGAGAGACUAUGUACCAUCAUUACGCCCGUCACCAAACGAAUACCAACCACAACAAUUUCCCACUCCCACAUCACAGUCGCCCUCAUCAAAUUCGCCACAGUCGAACACGCAAACGCUUACGCAAGAACAGACAUCAUUUCCGUCCUCGGAUCCGAAUCUUCAAUAUUCCCUUCCUCCACCUCACUCCUCCAAAUCCAACGAUGGUUGUUUAACAACAACAGGACACGAAUUUUUGUCACCAAAUUUAUAUAAAUUAACUCUUCAGCUUACAACAGAAUUGGCGAUUAGUAAAUGGUGGGACAAUGUAGUGGACAUAUUCACGUCCUCGUACCGGGCUUCUCAUCUAACCCUUUCUGUUCCCCACGAUCUCACUGACACUGUUAAUACACCCUGGGGAAUCAAAGCAAUGGACAACAGAGAUCAGUAUCUCAGUAGUGGCAGCUGUUUGUCGAGCUCGAUUGACAAUAACCAUAUUGUUUUCGACAAAUUGCAGAGUUUUGAUUGCGACACGGAGCAGUUAAUUGAUAACAAGAAGAUACUGUAUAUAGUUCAAGGAGGACGCAUAGUAGUGGUAUCAAGAGAAUACAGGAAAACAGGAGAUGAGCGACCAGAAAGACGCCUGUGGCCGUCUUCAACGCCGGAUACUCCUCUAACUGUGGGUGAGGCAACAUCAUAUUUUACGCAGAAAAAAGAGAGUUCAUCUUCAGCUCCCAAUAAUAUCCCAAACACACCGCUACUGAACGAUCUCGAGGAAGGCAACCUUGGAAAUCGUCUACGCUACAGAGACUCUAUGCCGUAUUACAUGGCGAGCGCCAACUGUGAAUACUACGAAUACGAGCAGCAACAACCCUCCCCAUGGUCGCAAAGCCCCACCCCUUCUCCGGCUAUGACUGAUUCAAACGUUAAUCCUUUUUUUCAGACAAUACCAGAGAUUGAUGAUAGUGCAUUUAACCCGAAUUCUGAAUUUUCGUCAAGCUAUUCGUCGGUCAAAUUUGACUAUUCUGUUAAUUCUAGCCACGCUUGUUCUAUAAUACAUAUUCCGCUGAUACAUCCGACGACAGCUCGAAACGUCCUCCCUUCGACGACUCGCCAAAAUCCUAUCCCGAUAGCAAUACUAUCAUUUAUGUCUUCAGUCGUCCCGUAUCCGCCAAACAUUGUGGCUUCCCUACAGUCAGUAGCGCCAUUUUUGGCUACUACUAUGUCGAUGGCAUCGAUACAUCAGCAGAGUAUCAAUCAGUUGAUGUAUUUUGAUCACGCUCGAAGCAUGUCGACGAAGCGUAGACGUUAUAGACGGAACGGAAAAAGAUUGGGAAGAAUAGAAGAUAAAAUAACGGUUAACGGCGAUGAUAACUAUGUAUUCUCGGAUGUAUCAACAGAUGAUGGAGAAGUGUCUUGGGAGUCUGAUAUCGAAAGUGUAGCCAGCAGUUUCAAACCUGAGCAUGCUGCAUCAUUCCCCACUUCUAGCUAUUAUUUGAUUAAUCCGGAUAAAAAGUUUUAUGUUAACGGUUGUCAUUCGGAUGAGUCUUGGCAAGGAGUAAAGAAACAAGGGGUAGUGAAAAAUGGUCAGAUAGCACAAAGUCCGCAGGCAUACCAAACUCAAGUCCGUCCGCAUGUCUUAACCGAAUCCGAAGACGAAUUUCAUCCGGCCCACGAAGAACCUCUCACACCCGAGACUCCAGUUGCGUCUCGUCCAAUUAACGUGUCCACAUCUAUGGAUCAUGCACGCACGGACGAAAAGAGAAAGCCUCGGAGGUCAUCCAAGGGGAGUUUUGCCGGGUCGAGAAGGUCUUCUAAAGACGAAAUGCAAAGGGUAGUUGUGCCAACAGCAGACAUGUAUCGGAUGAUAUUAGAUGACAUGCCCAAUGUUGCAUUCACCUUCUCUAGAACGAAUGGUGAUUGCACUUGGGUAAACGCCCGCUUCACUCAAUAUACCAGUCUCCCUGUUCAAGACCUGCUCGGCAACAAUUGGCUGCGGUGUAUUCACAAAGACGAUCAACAAAGAGUAUGGGAUUCCUGGCGCGCCGCAUUCAAUCGUGGCGAAAGUUAUUCUGAUCAAUACCGUAUUCGCCGAUUUGACGGACAUUAUCGCUGGUUCCUUGGUCGUGCCCGCCCUAUUCGUGAUGCCCGGGGUGUCAUCAUUCAUUGGCUUGGUACAUCCACAGAUGUUCAUGAUCAAAAAGUAGCUGAAGAGCAACAGUUAACUCGUCGGCAUAUCGAAGCUAAUGAAAAGAAGUAUAGGAUGCUGGCUGAGGCCAUACCGCAGAUUGUUUUCACUGCGACGCCAAAGGAUGGCAUUUUGUAUGUAAAUAACAAGUGGACGGAUUAUUCGGGAAUGAAUUACGAACAGACUAAGGGACUUGGAUUUUUGAGUAUGGUGCACCCAGAAGAUCGUGACAAAUGUGUUCUACCACAGGACAAUAAUCAGGAAGGUGGACAUGGGGAAAUAUACACCAGAGAAGUUAGGUUGCAAGCAAAGGAUGAGUCGUACAGAUGGUUCUUGGUAAAAUGUAUAAGUGUCGAAUCUUCAGAGCAGGGCAGAAAGUGGUUUGGAACUUGUACGGACAUUAACGAACACAAAAUAAUGGAACAACAACUAACGGCUGCUCACGACGCAGCUCAACGUCUUACGGAGAGCAAAACGCGGUUUCUCUCUAACAUGUCGCAUGGCAAGUAUAAAAUUUAUGAAGAGAGAUUAAUUCGAACACCAUUAAUUGGUAUAACGGGUACAAUAAGUUUUAUGCUCGCUACAAACAUGACGGAUGAACAGCUCGAUUAUGCCUACACAAUUCAACAAUCAGCUGACGCCUUACUCAUGGUUAUCAACGAUAUCCUCGACUUGAGUAAAGUGGAAGCAGGGAUGAUGAAAUUGGCAUAUGAACCGUUUUCCAUUCAUACGAUGCUGGAAGACACAAAUGAACUCUUGUCAAAUUUGGCUAUACAAAAAGGCUUGGAAUUAAGUUUUAUCAUUGAGGACGAUGUGCCAGAUGUCGUUUGUGGAGAUCGGACAAGGUUGAGGCAAGUGCUGCUAAAUCUUGUCGGGAACGCUAUAAAGUUUACGACGGCUGGUGAAAUCUUUUCCAGAUGCUCAGUGAAAUCUAUCGAUCCUGAUGAGAACACAAUAAUGCUUUUAUUUGCAGUAGUCGACACUGGUGAAGGCUUCGACCAACAGGAAGAAGCGCUCAUAUUCAAGCCGUAUUCUCAGGCGGACUCAUCCUCGACAAGGAAGCACGGCGGAAGCGGUCUCGGACUUGUUAUAUCGCGCCAAUUGAUUGAACUACAUGGCGGCAGUAUGUCCUGUGUCAGCAAGAAAGGUGUUGGCUCGACCUUUUACUUCUCGGCUCGGUUUUCGAUACCGUCGAAAGAGACAGUCCCGAAUCCACCGACACCAACUGGCGAAGUGUCAAAUUCGCCCUUCUUUAGAUAUAGCAAAGCAGAAGUUGCUUUGGCGAAUAAGAGAUCAGGAGGAGGAAAUGAUGGCGUGUGCGAGCCUGAUCAAAUGGCGUCAACUAUUAGUUCUAGUUCUGCAAAGAGCUCAGACCCGUCCGACGUAAGCAAUAAUGCUACAACACUAAAGGCGUUACCUCCUCGUCUAAUAGUGCCCACACAAUCAUCGGAGCCUCCACGUAACAUAUGCGUUUUCGUAGUUGCCGACCUCUUGUAUUCGCGGGAAACCAUUGAAUAUUAUGUUCGUUCGGUAUUGAAGAAAAAUGCCUCUUCAGAAAUAGACGUUUUCACGACUUUUGCCGAAGCUAACAGAAUACUGGCAUCUCCAAACAUAAAACGAUAUACUCAUAUCUUAAUUAGCCUCUCAUCGCAAGCGCAAAUAAUUACUCUCGCUUCAAUAGUGAAGAAUUCACCCAAUAUCUCCUCUGCCGACUGUAUCAUCUUUACUAGUCCAUUCCAACGAAUUGGCAUUCUUGAAGGCGCAGACAAAGGAGAAUUACCGAACAGAGUUGAUUUCAUAUAUAAACCCGUCAAUAAGAGCAAGAUGGCGUGUUUGUUUAACAGUUCUGCCGCAUUGAGAAAUAAUUCCAUGAAAAGAAGGAAUACGAAUAGAAUUGUUACGUCGCAUAAAGAAUUGUUUAAGAGUAUGAUAGAUGAUGUUGGUGGGAAGGGAUACAAAAUAUUGCUUGCAGAGGAUGAUCCCGUUAAUCAAAGAGUUAUGAUAAAGUAUCUGAAGAAAGUAGGUCUUGAUGUUACCGUUGCGGCUAACGGAAUUCAAUGCCUGAGCGAGUUUUUUUCACAUUCCCAUGAUUAUUUUAGUCUGAUAUUGUGUGAUCUGUUUAUGCCCCUUAAAGAUGGUUAUGGGACAACGGAGGAAAUCCGUAAAUGGGAAUCCGAGAAUCUCAAGCCUGGGAGUGAGCUUCCGAUUCCGAUAAUAGCACUCUCUGCGAAUGUGAUGACAGACGUUGCUGAAAGAUGCCUAGAAGCGGGAUUCACCGCGUAUGUGAGCAAACCGGUCAACUUUGCCGCUCUCAGUGAUGUUAUCAGAAGAGUUCUCAGGGAUUCUGACCAGGCUAAAUCGAGAAUAUCCUGA
This is a messenger RNA of Paraglomus occultum, 4686 nucleotides long. The record is from the annotation of a GenBank genome assembly. Lineage: Eukaryota; Fungi; Glomeromycota; Glomeromycetes; Paraglomerales; Paraglomeraceae.